AUUGGGAGGCAUGAAGUUCUCGGAGGACGAAAUCUUAGGAGUAGGCGCCCCUGUCGAUGCUGCGUCUGUCUGAAACUUUAGUUUGACUUCAGUUCCGUCGAUCUGUGUUCUUGGACUCAUUGGAGCUGCAGCUUUGAAGGCGCAGAAGGACCGUGUCAAAGUUCAGAAGAAGCUGGCUUUGUCUGAUCAGCAAAGUGACAGGAUGUAUGUCUGACAGAAUCUGCAGUAGUGCAAAGAGCUGCAACAUCAAACUGAUCAAUAAACACAUCAUUGUCCACUCAGCAUGGCAUCCUCCCCUGGGUUGAGUGUUGACCCACUGCCCGUGCAUCAGCUCCAGGAGGUGGACUCCAGCAAAGCUUUAGAGAGGUCCACCUCACCCGGACUUCUCCCCACUAUGUACAGCCCUCCAAUGGGCAUAGAAAGCCACACCGUCUGCAUCCCUUCUCCAUACACGGACAGUAGUCAUGACUACCAUGGACACGGACCCUUGACAUUCUACAGUCCUUCGGUACUGAGCUAUACCAGGGCACCUAUCACUGACAGUCCAUCAUCUAUGUGCCCCCCCCUGAGCCCCUCUGCCUUUUGGCCCUCCCACAACCACCACAACCUACCUUCUCUGACUCUGCACUGCACCCAACCUCUUGUUUACAGUGAACCCAACCCACAUGCGCCCUGGCUUGAGUCCAAACCCCAUGGCAUGAACCCCAACAGCUCUAACAUCAGCUGUAACAAGCUGCUGGGGAAGAAAUCAGAAGGAGCAGAAGGAGUAAAGUCCUCUCCAUGUCCAUCUGCUGUAGGGAAAGCUGACAUGCACUUCUGUGCUGUCUGUCAUGAUUAUGCCUCCGGUUACCACUAUGGUGUUUGGUCAUGCGAGGGUUGCAAGGCUUUUUUCAAGAGGAGUAUCCAAGGACACAAUGACUACAUUUGCCCUGCUACUAAUCAAUGCACUAUUGACAAGAACCGACGUAAAAGCUGCCAGGCCUGCCGUUUACGUAAAUGCUACGAAGUGGGCAUGAUGAAGUGUGGUGUGAGGCGUGAACGCUGUAGCUAUCGAGGGGCUAGACAUCGCCGUGGAGGACUCCACUUUCGAGAUACAACAGGCAGGAGUUUGGUAAGGGUCGGGAUUGUUCCGCGGGCUCAAGGCCUCCCCCCGAUGGAACUACCCCUCUCCCCUCUCGCUCAGCCGAGCCACGGUAACCAGUCAUCCAUGAGCCCGGAGGAGUUGAUCUCCCGAAUCAUGGAGGCAGAGCCCCCUGAGAUCUACCUCAUGGAGGACUUGAAGAAGCCCUUUACCGAGGCCAGCAUGAUGAUGUCUCUUACUAACCUGGCAGACAAGGAACUGGUACUCAUGAUCAGCUGGGCCAAAAAGAUUCCUGGGUUUGUGGAGUUAAGUCUUGCAGACCAAAUUCACCUGCUAAAGUGCUGCUGGCUGGAGAUCCUGAUGCUGGGCCUCAUGUGGAGGUCUGUGGAUCAUCCUGGGAAACUCAUCUUCUCUCCAGAUUUCAAACUCAGCAGGGAGGAGGGACAGUGUGUGGAGGGCAUCAUGGAGAUCUUUGACAUGCUCCUUGCAGCCACCUCUCGUUUUCGGGAGCUAAAGCUGCAGAGGGAGGAGUACGUCUGCCUCAAGGCUAUGAUCCUCCUCAACUCUAAUCUAUGUACGAACUCCCCACAGACAGCAGAGGAGCUGGAGAGCAGGAACAAGCUGCUGCGCCUUCUGGACUCAGUCAUUGAUGCUCUGGUGUGGGCCAUUUCCAAACUAGGCCUGUCGACGCAGCAGCAGACUCUACGCCUAGGCCACCUUACCAUGCUUCUCUCCCACAUUCGUCACGUCAGCAACAAAGGAAUGGACCACUUGUCAACCAUGAAGAGGAAGAAUGUUGUGCUGGUGUACAACCUCCUCCUGGAAAUGAUGGAUGCCAACACGUCCAGCAGCAGCAGCAGUCAAACCGCUGCAUCCUCACCAAGCUCUGAUACCUACUGUGAUGGGCAGCAGUAUCACCCACCUCCUCCAUUUUACCUGCAGGCAGAUCUAGAUCAGACCUUCACUGCCAGUUCCAGUACUGAUAAUUCUAUGGCACCUCUAGAGGAACCAUCUGAAGACCAACCCAUGGUUAGGCACCUGCAGUCUCGAGGCCUCCUAUCCUCUCCUCUGUCUAUAAUAGGACAUCAAAUGAAAAGUGAAGGAACUGGAAGUGACUGUACAAACCUCUCCUGCGGCUACAUCGCUCCGGAGCAGUGGUCAUUGGAUGGAAGGGAUGCCAGUUCUUCAGCGGCACCACUAGGUUACAUAAUCCAUGAUUGAGUUGCCAUGAAAACCAUCUGGGAAGAUGAUUCAGUAUUUGAAAAAAGAAAACGAACUUAAAAGAUAUAAACACAAAAAUAGUUCUCUUUUCUUUUUUUAGAUGUUUUUAGUCCUUUUGACUGUACCAGAUUUUGUGUGUGUAAGUAUUUUUUGUGAAUGUGUGUUACAUCAGUCGUUCAUGAGAACAGUUUAAUGCACAGUACUUGUAUCUGUUUACUUCAUCUUGGUAUAGCAUUCAGAACAAGUCAUCUCCAACUAUCUCUUCUGAUUUAUAAAGGUGCAUGUAGAACACACAGCUAACAUCCAUUAUUUCCAUGAGGACUGUUACUCUGAGGAAAGCCCACUGUGUUUUUUGUCCCUCUGCAGUGAAAGUUUCCUCUUGCACUAAUAAUAUUGUGUACUUUGAUGUUUAAUUGGUGCCUGUUCAUUCUGUGUUUUUCUACUUUUGUGAAAGUUGUCAGUGGAGCAGCACUGUGUGGCCUUUUACCAAAGUGACUGUUAGAAAUUUCUCUGUGUGUUUGCUUCACCUAAGGCUGAAUUUAUACAUGUAUUCAUCUUCUAUACCGCUUAUUCCAUUGUGGGUCACAGGGGAGCUGGUGCCUAUCUCCAGCAGUCUAUGGGCAAGAGGCGGGCUACACCAUGGACAGGUUGCCAGUCCAUGGCAGGGCAACA
Messenger RNA from Girardinichthys multiradiatus, 2974 nucleotides. Its product is annotated as estrogen receptor beta-like. Bases 284 to 2302 code for a protein of 672 amino acids. Gene Ontology annotation, biological process: cellular response to estradiol stimulus; estrogen receptor signaling pathway; regulation of DNA-templated transcription. The record is from RefSeq and is a predicted model, not a curated record. NCBI's taxonomy places the organism in Eukaryota, Metazoa, Chordata, Actinopteri, Cyprinodontiformes, Goodeidae. Gene Ontology annotation, cellular component: nucleus. Gene Ontology annotation, molecular function: steroid binding; sequence-specific DNA binding; nuclear estrogen receptor activity. The transcript is spliced from 10 exons.